This is a messenger RNA of Acanthosepion pharaonis, 1380 nucleotides long. The record is from the annotation of a GenBank genome assembly. NCBI's taxonomy places the organism in Eukaryota, Metazoa, Mollusca, Cephalopoda, Sepiida, Sepiidae.
AUGAACGAAGAAAAAAUCAUACAGUUUAUGAGAGAUUUAUUUUCCAAAUACGAUAAGCUACGAGGAAAUGAUAAAUCCAGUGGUUUCUGGCCAUUUUGGGAUGCUGUAGUGAUUACUACUGCAGAUGAAAUCCAAAGAGAUGCCUACCAAUCCCAAAUUGAUGCAAAGAAAGAAAAGAAAGAAUUACCAAUAAAUCUUGAGAUUUAUAUUGUUUCUGAUCCUCCUGGUCCCAAAUUAGGAAAUGGAGGAUCAACAUUUACAUUUUUUUUUCUCCUGCUUCUGGAAUUGGCAUUUAAUUUUUUUCCAUUGGAAUGUCAGACUCUGAAGAUGAAGCUGCAUUCACAAGUGCAGAUGAGGAAGUGGAAACAAAUAGAUAACAUGCUUUCCUCAAAGCCAGAUCUUGAAGAAAUUCACAUUACUGAUGAAAGUGAUGACAGCAAUCGGACUAGCAGAAAUAAUUUGUUCUGUGAAAGCAACAGUGCAAAAGAAUUCAAUGAGGAAAAUGAAAAGAGAACAGACAAAAAAGAAGAAGUUAAGCAAUCUCAAGAUAUAACAUGUCCUCAUCCACAAAUAUGUGAUGAAAAAUUUGAAAAGCAAGCACAACAGUCUGGUUGGGGUUGGACAAAGUGGAGUUCCUCAAUUAUUGGAGCUGCAGCUUCCUCAGUUUCAACUUUCACAUCACAAUUAGUAAAAUUACAUACAUCAGCUUUAUUGUUUUCAAUAAAAGAGAAGCAGUUUUCUCUUUUACUUUUUUUUUUUGUUUAUUUGUUUGACUUUUUUCAAUCUUUUCUUUUUUUGCUAUUUCCUUCCAUUUUCUCUUUUCACUCUGUCAUUUUUUUCCAUUCUUCCCAUUUCUUUUCUCCUUCCUUCCCAUUCUUUUCUCCUUUCUUCCCAUUUCUUUUCUCCUUUCUUCCCAUUUCUUUUGCCCUUUCUUUCCAUUUCUUUUGCCCUUUCUUUCCAUUUCUUUUCCCCUUUCUUCCCAUUUCUUUUCUUCCUUCCCAAUUCUUUUCUCCUUUCUUCCCAAUUCUUUUCUCCAUUCUUCCCAUUUCUUUUCUCCUUUCUUCCCAUUUCUUUUCUCCUUUCUUCCCAUUUCUUUUCUCCAUUUUCCCAAUUCUUUUCUCCUUUCUUCCCAAUUCUUUUCUCCUUUCUUCCCAUUUCUUUUCCUCUUUCUUCCCAUUUCUUUUCCUCUUUCUUCCCAUUUCUUUUCCUCUUUCUUCCCAUUUCUUUUCUCCAUUCUUCCCAUCUACUUUCCUCUUUUCUUUUUUUUUUCCUUUUUUAUUGAAGCAUAAAGGAGAAAAACCUAUUGUAGGAAAAACACUUUGGAAUCCAAAUAUUUUUCUUAGUAAUUCUAUUUGUAGUUGUUUGUUUAUUCUUUUUUGA